Amborella trichopoda is the source of this 1771-nucleotide messenger RNA. Its product is annotated as N-(5'-phosphoribosyl)anthranilate isomerase 1, chloroplastic. Gene Ontology annotation, molecular function: phosphoribosylanthranilate isomerase activity. The record is from RefSeq and is a predicted model, not a curated record. NCBI's taxonomy places the organism in Eukaryota, Viridiplantae, Streptophyta, Magnoliopsida, Amborellales, Amborellaceae. Gene Ontology annotation, biological process: L-tryptophan biosynthetic process.
CUUUGAGAAUGGUCCUUCAAGUGGUUUCCAAAAUUUCAUAUUGAAACAAAUCUUCCCCAUUAGUCUUUUGACUAAUGGAGUAGAGGUCAAAGAAUGCUCCUCAGGAAGCAUAAUAUACAUGUUCCUUGGCUUAUGUUUGGUGUUGAGAGUACCAAAUUCUAUUGAAGGCAUUUAUAUGUUUGGCAAUAGUAUUUUUGGCAAAACCAACUUCAUCACAAUUCAGAAAAACAAAACAAAUACACCGAAUGGGUGAGGAACAAAUACAUCGUAUAGGAAUUACCACACACUCUUACCAGGGCCGCUUAUUACAUUAACAAAAUCGCCCCGAAUCACUGGCAAAAGACUCCUAUCGAGUCCGAUUGGUUCCUGCUCUUCCCUGCCAACUCGAUCGGGCAAUUUUCUUUGUGGAAAUGGCACACUCCUCUCUCUCUCUCUGUAGGACAAGCCCUCUCCCUUGGAUUUGAUUGAGCUUUUACCCAGUAAGAGUGACUUGUAGGUUGUUGAUGGAAAUUUAAGCUUCAUGCAACAUUCGACUGCUGAAAUACUUACAUACACACACAGAAAGAGAGAGGGAGCCAUGGAAGCUCUCCAAGUGCUUGAUGAAAUUCCUUUGAGAGGCAUAGUCUCGUAGAUCACUAACAGUUUCCUCUAAGAAGCCAAUUUUUUCUGGGAUUUGCAGUCUAUCUAAUUACACAAAACCCAAGUGAGAAAUAUUAACUUCAAAUUCCCAUCGAUUGGUUUGAGCUUUACUGGAAGCCCAGUAGCGUGUUAUCACAAAAUGGCCAUCUCUAUACGCCCGGUACUGCCAGGUUUCCAUAUGAAGAAUCUCCAAUUAUCAGGCAAACGUCACAAUCACAAGAUGAUCUAUUUUAGGGCUUGUCAAGCUGCCAAACUUUCACCCAGCAAAGAGGCUCUACAAGUGAGCAUCCCAUUGGUGAAGAUGUGCGGAAUUACAUCUGCUAAAGAUGCUGCGGUUGCCAUAGAGGCUGGUGCUAGUUUCAUAGGGAUGAUUGUAUGGCCCAAUUCCAAACGAUCAGUAUCAAUCCAAGUGGCACAAGAAAUAUCAAGGGUUGCAAGAGAUAAUGGGGUAGACCCUGUGGGAGUUUUUGUUGAUGAAGAUGCAGACCAGAUAUUGAAGGCUUCUGAUGCAGCCAAUCUUGAGCUUGUGCAGCUUCAUGGAGAUGGUGCUCGGGCUGCUUUUCCUAUCGUGUCACAACAUAGGUCGGUCAUAUAUGUUUUGCAUGCUGAUGAAUCUGGAAAGCUUCUCAAUGGGAUAUCAGAUGAUGAGUCCCUCGCUUCGCCUGACUGGGUUUUGGUAGACAGUUUGUGUGGUGGCAGUGGGAAAGGAUUUGAUUGGAGAAGAUUUAGUUUACCUCAUAUUAGCACCAAAAAUGGAUGGCUUUUAGCAGGUGGGUUGAACCCUGAGAAUGUAAGCGAGGCUGUUUCUGUUCUAAGACCAGAUGGAGUUGAUGUGAGCAGCGGUAUUUGUGGCUUCGAUGGGAUCGAGAAGGACCCUAGUCAGAUAUUCUCAUUCAUGAGUAACAUCAGGUCAAUGAGGAAGCAACCAUGACCUCUUGUUUUGUGCAGAGAGAGAGAGAUAGGAGCUCCCAAAAUUGCCAUUUUCUUUUUGGUGAUUUGGUUCAGUUUUCCAAGUUUAAGUGCAGAAAUGGAAGAGGUAAUUUUUUAGAACCUCUGAAUUAUUGUAUGGAAAACGUUUAAUAUCUAGAAAAUUUUUAAAUUUAUAUGAAUAAAUAUUGUUUAAUCUUUUAAA